AUGAAUCCAGAUUAUCACUAUCUCUUCAAAUUACUUUUAAUUGGUGAUUCAGGUGUUGGUAAAUCAUGUUUAUUAUUACGUUUUGCUGAUGAUACCUAUUCAGAAUCAUUUAUUUCAACUAUUGGUGUCGAUUUCAAAAUUAGAACUAUUGAAUUAAACGGUAAAACUAUUAAAUUACAAAUUUGGGAUACAGCUGGUCAAGAACGUUUUAGAACCAUCACAUCAUCAUAUUAUCGUGGCGCCCAUGGUAUCAUUGUUGUAUACGAUGUUACAGAUAAAUUAACUUUCGAAAAUGUUAGACAAUGGUUACAAGAAAUCGAUAGAUUCGCAUGCGAAAAUGUUAACAAACUUUUAGUUGGUAAUAAGAGUGAUCUUGUUGCUAAAAAAGUUGUCGAUUACAAUACUGCCAAAGCAUUCGCCGAUUCACUCCAAAUCCCAUUCCUCGAAACCUCUGCUAAACAAUCAACCAAUGUUGAACAAGCUUUCAUGACAAUGGCAACUGAAAUUAAAAAUAGAUUAACUGCCUCCCAACCAACCCAAACCCCAGAUAAAAAUAAGGUUGUACCAGGCCAAUCAGCUCCAAUCUCAACAAAAUCUGGUUGCUGUUAA
This is a messenger RNA of Dictyostelium purpureum, 609 nucleotides long. RefSeq names its product Rab GTPase. Gene Ontology annotation, molecular function: GTPase activity; GTP binding. Lineage: Eukaryota; Evosea; Eumycetozoa; Dictyosteliales; Dictyosteliaceae. The coding region runs from base 1 to 609 and encodes 202 amino acids. The transcript has 3 exons. The record is from RefSeq and is a predicted model, not a curated record.